Messenger RNA from Sodiomyces alkalinus F11, 1404 nucleotides. RefSeq lists its product as hypothetical. Gene Ontology annotation, molecular function: glycosyltransferase activity. Gene Ontology annotation, cellular component: Golgi membrane. The record is from RefSeq and is a predicted model, not a curated record. Lineage: Eukaryota; Fungi; Ascomycota; Sordariomycetes; Glomerellales; Plectosphaerellaceae. The transcript has 3 exons. Gene Ontology annotation, biological process: protein N-linked glycosylation. The coding region runs from base 1 to 1404 and encodes 467 amino acids.
AUGCCCCUUUCGCGCAGUCCGUCACCAAUCCCUGGCGGCGGCUGGCCCAGCCAUGAUCUCGACCAUCCCGACCACUCCACAAAAGACAACCGAACAAGUCCGGCAAGCCGAUGGUCGCCUGCUUCAAAUUCCCCUGGCUUUGUGCCCUGGGAGUCGGCAGCGAUAAGGAAAACGGAGGGCAAGGGUUAUCCAUCUUUUUCGACUCAGAACCGGAGUUUCUUCCAGAAGCAUAUGCGCCGCAUAUCCAGCAGCCUGCCUCGUUUCAACCACAACAGGCACACACCCCACUUCGGCAAGGAGAAACCAGGCCGCGGCCCAUGGUCCGUUCUUUACAAGCUGCCCAUGGUGGGCAGGAUACGGGCUGGGUGGUCUCGCAGGAGCCGGAGGACGAGGUCCUUUCUAUUCUUCCUAUUCAUAAUUCUAGCCAGCCUCUACAUCUUCUACCACAGCCCGAUGGCGUACCAUUGGAGGAGAUCGGCCUCCUUCGGCGGCGGCGAGAAAUUCGUGAUUGUCUUGGGAGCCAACGUGGAGGGAGGGGUCAUGGAGUGGAAAGGUGCCCGGGAAUGGGCCAUCGAGCGAGACAGCAUUCGGAACAAGAAAAGAUACGUCGCGCGUUGGGGGUAUGACUUGGAAAUUGUGGACAUGAGAACCAAGAAACGGUACGCCCAUGAGUGGCGCCAGAGUUGGGAGAAGGUUGAUCAUAUCCGGAAGACCCUCCGAAAGUAUCCCAAAGCCGAAUGGGUCUGGUGGCUCGACCUGAACACUCUCGUCAUGGAACCCUCAUACUCUCUCCAAACCCACAUCUUUGAUAACCUCGCCGACAAGGUAUACCGUGAUAUCAACGAGUAUAAUCCUCUCAACUUGACGCACCCCUUCACCGAGGCGUAUCUCGACUCGGAAGCCCGAAGCCCCGUGGGAGAUGGAAAAGAAGAAUCCAUCAACCUCCUCCUCACCCAAGACUGCAUGGGGCUCAACCUCGGCUCCUUCUUCGUCAGACGGAGCGCUUGGUCGGAUCGACUGCUGGACAUGUGGUGGGACCCGGUCGCGUACGAGCAGAAGCACAUGCAGUGGAACCGCAAGGAGCAAGACGCCCUCGAACAGAUGUACAGCUCGCAGCCUUGGAUCCGGCAGCACACGGCCUUCUUACCCCAGCGCAUGAUCAACAGCUUCCCGCCAGGGGCGUGCGGGGAAAGCGGCGACGACCCGCGCUUCCACUACCAGAGGGAGGAUCGCGACUUCGUGAUCAAUACGGCCGGUUGUGAGGUGGGCCGCGAUUGCUGGGGCGAGAUAUACCACUAUCGCGAACUCAGCUACUACUUGAACCGGAGCCUCUGGGAGCGGUUCAAAGAAGAUCUGGUGGCCGUGAUAUGGUUCAAGCUGACGGGGAAGAAGGUCAAGCUCUGA